AUGACGGGAAGGAAAAGAAAGACAAGUGAGAUUCCAGACGAAAGAACAAUUGACAUUAGUGAGAAUCAAAAUGGCGAUGAAGUUCAUGAACUUCCGGCAUCUUCGGAGAGAGCAAUUCAUAACGAGGCUGGGCGGAAGUCAACAAAUGAAACCAAAAUAGACUCGCUGAGCCAAGCAAUUGAUACAAUACAACAAUCUCUUCUGUCACUUACAAAUGUUGUCAGCAAGUUACAACAGCAAAAUCCUAACCAGAGUACACCGACAUCGGAACCGGACCGUGUUAAUUUACCAUCGGGCUCUCGUGUUCCAUCGGAUUCGGUCCCGUAUGUCGAGACUGUGUCCACAAACCUCAGGAACAACAUUAUACAAGAUGACAAAAUUCAGAGAAGUAGCUCCAGCAGCAGCAGCAAUGCCAGUACCAGUACCAUCCUUGAAAGAAUUAAUCCUGUAUUAGAGAAAGAGUCUAGGGACUUAUGCGAAUCUUCAAUCAGCGACAAUACAAGGAGGGCAUACAGGACAGGAUUUACAGUAUAUUGCCAGUUCCUUUCAUCGAUUGGAAUAGAAGCGCCUAAUUAUAAUCCACCAAAGAUCUCAGAACAAACCCUUAUUUACUUUGUUACACAUUGCUGCAAUUCCCUAAAACUAACGUACAAUACCAUCAAAUUGUAUCUUGCAGCUGUGAGAUUCCAUUAUGUGAAGGCUGGUAUUUCUAAUCCUCUAUCAUCAGAUGAAUCGUGUGCAAGGUUGCAAACAGUGUUGAGGGGAAUUCAAAAACAACAAAGUUCUAAACAGAAAAGGAGGCCCAUUACAUACAGUGUUUUGAUCCAAAUUCAAAAUGUCUUACAGCGGGGUAUGUUCGGUUAUUUCCUAGAUACCAUGCUGCAAGCUGCUUGUUCUCUAGCAUUUUUCGCAUUCCUUCGAUGCGGGGAAUUCACUGUGAACGAUAUAAAUCAAGACAACCUAUUGUGUGUGGAAGAUGUCGUCAUGGAUCGAAACUACAAAGCUUAUACUAUCACGCUUAAACGAUCUAAAACAGACCCUUUUCGUACAGGAAUUCAGAUCCAUUUAUUUCAGUCAGACCAAACCGUGUGUCCAGUGAAAUCCAUGUUAAAAUAUUUAAACCUUCGAAGAAAGUGGUACAACUGUGUCAUGUCUUCAGCCUUAUUUACGGAUGAAAGUGGAAAUCCAUUAUCAAGUCACUUUUUCAUUACCAAACUAAAGCAGAUACUCAAAUUGCUGGGUUUGGAUGACGAGAAUUUCAAUGGCCACUCUUUCAGAAUAGGAGCUGCUACCUCUGCUGCCGGUGGCCAAGUAGAAGACCACUUGAUCAAAACCUUGGGUAGAUGGAGCUCAGACUGUUACACCAGGUACAUUCGUUCCGAUGAUCAAACUUUGUCACGUGCACAAAAGGCAAUGUGUUGUCAAAAAACUGUGUAAAAAAGACUAGCUGUAUGUUUAAGGCAGUUGUGUAUGUAAAUGUAAUAGAUCAGUUAAGCAUGCAAUUUAACAUUUUAUGUUCACAUCAUGUUGUGUAUUUGGUUUGUUUUCACAAAUUUGGAGCGGAUUGUUAAACAAUGAACAGUUAUGUACAUAUGUAGUUUUAUAAGUGAAUGUAACUUUACAUUUUAUUUUAUCUCAUGUUCAUAAUACGGGUUAAGUUGGAAUUCAAGAAGAUGAAUUUGCUUUGUAUCUAUGUUCAUUGGAUUUUAUAAUUUUUGAUAUCAGAUCAAGAGUGGUGGUGUUUGAUAAUUCCUUUUGGGGCUCUCAGCUAUUAUAUUGACAUUAUAAUAACUUCAUUUGGGCAUUUCACACUUGGUCAAGUGUGUUAUUUAACCCCAAAAGAAAUUUUGUUUAUUGUAAAUCCAUGUUAGAUCCACUUUUACACACGCACACAGGCCAUCGGCUGCAUUCAUUUCACUGUCUCAAGGCCAUCGGCCAUUUACAUGCAUGCAAGGCCAUCGGCCUAACUCACUCAUGGCCAUCGGCCUCACACUGUCACUAGGCCAUCGGCCUCACAUACAUGGGGGCCUGCAGCCCACCACACAUACAAGCCAUCAGCUACCAUAUUCGGCCAUCGGCCUAAUACACAUUGCAUUUACUCAUUAACAAUGCCUGGUUGUAUCAGGCACGUUGCCUGAUAAUUAGUGUAAAUAUCUAGAGUACUGUAAAUACAUUGUUUGCGUGUGUAAUUUUUCAUUAUAGUUUGUUGCAAUUUUAUAAUAGCUGAGUAGUUACCAAAAGGCAAUUUGAAUAAAUUUGUAAAUGUCA
Molecule: messenger RNA, 2268 nt
Organism: Saccostrea echinata
Lineage: Eukaryota; Metazoa; Mollusca; Bivalvia; Ostreida; Ostreidae
Exons: 3
Coding region: 1-1437 (478 amino acids)
Biological process (GO): DNA recombination; DNA integration
Molecular function (GO): DNA binding
Source: RefSeq, a predicted model, not a curated record